GACGAGGCUCCCUCAAAAAGGCACUUCCGCCCGGAUAUUCCAGAAAAAAGCGACAUUUCGACAAAUGAUUUCUACCGGAAAUCAUAAAAAAGUUUGGAGGCGCAUGCGCAGGACGAGGCUCCCUCAAAAGGCACUUCCGCCCGGAUAUUCCAGAAUAAGAGCGAUGUUUCGACAAAUUGUUUCUAGCGGCAAUCAUAAAAAAGGAGACGCACAGACUCUACCUGCUGAAACUGGAGGAGAUUUCUAAACUGCAGAAGAGCUGCUCGUCCUCCAUCUCAAGCCAGCGCAGCAAACUGAAGGAGGUGUCCCAGCUCGUGAGGACAUGCAGCCGAGGACCCUCGGAGGACGAUGCUGAGGCCCUGGAGGAGAUGAGAGAGAAGAUGAAGACUCGACCGAAAGCCUUCAAGGAGAUGGAAGCUUUCCUUCCCAAUAAGAACGGGUUGUACCUCGGGCUGGUUCUCGGCAACGUGAACGUGACGCUCCUCAGUAAGCAGUCGAAAUUUGCCUACAAAGAAGAGUACGAGAAGUUCAAGCUGUACCUCACCUUCAUCCUGCUGCUCUUCUCCUUCAUCUUCUAUUUCUUCGUGAGCUACAGGUUUCUUGAUGCGAUCCUGAACUUCCUGCUGGUGUGGUACUACUGCACCUUAACGGUCAGGGAAAGCAUCCUCAUCGCCAACGGCUCCAGGAUCAAGGGCUGGUGGGUCUUCCAUCACUACGUCUCGGCUUUUUUGUCCGGUGUGAUGUUGACGUGGCCGGACGGCAGCCUGUACAAGACCUUCAGGAACCAGUUCCUGGCCUACUCCCUGUAUCAGAGUUUCGUUCAGUGUCUGCAGUGCUACUAUCAGAGCGGCUGUCUGUACCGGCUCAGGGCUCUGGGCCAGAGACACAACAUGGACCUGACCGUGGAGGGGUUCCAGUCGUGGAUGUGGAAGGGUCUGACCUUCCUGCUGCCCUUCCUGUUCUUCGGUCAUUUUUGGCAGCUCUACAACAGCAUCUCCCUCUUCAGGAUGUCUCAGCUCCCCGACUGCAAAGAGUGGCAGGUCUUGAUGUGCGGUCUCUGCUUCCUCGUCCUGUUCUCGGGGAACUUCUUCACCACGGUGGCUGUGGUCCGUCAUAAGGUCCAGAGCAGGAACCCCAAAACAAACAACAAACAUAAAUAACAACAAACAUCAACAACAAAGAUCAACAACAAACAUCAUCAACAACAAACAUCAACAAGAACAACAAAC
Messenger RNA from Pseudoliparis swirei, 1229 nucleotides. RefSeq names its product ion channel TACAN-like. Gene Ontology annotation, biological process: fat cell differentiation. NCBI's taxonomy places the organism in Eukaryota, Metazoa, Chordata, Actinopteri, Perciformes, Liparidae. The record is from RefSeq and is a predicted model, not a curated record. Gene Ontology annotation, cellular component: membrane. The transcript has 13 exons. Bases 369 to 1160 code for a protein of 263 amino acids.